Molecule: messenger RNA, 6430 nt
Organism: Tachysurus fulvidraco (yellow catfish)
Lineage: Eukaryota; Metazoa; Chordata; Actinopteri; Siluriformes; Bagridae
Gene: grip1
Product: glutamate receptor interacting protein 1
Exons: 26
Coding region: 350-3919 (1189 amino acids)
Biological process (GO): neurotransmitter receptor transport, endosome to postsynaptic membrane
Molecular function (GO): nuclear glucocorticoid receptor binding
Source: RefSeq, a predicted model, not a curated record
CCUCUUUGGCACUCACCCACAUGCUCAGCUGAGAGUGGGGGACUGAAGGCAGAGCUGAAAGCGGAGCUGCACUGCUGCUAUCCCCUCAGAGGAGAUGAUCAGGUCUGCACAAGUGCUCUCCCGGAGCAUGAUAUUCGACCCGGCUUUCUCCGUCCCGAAGGACUGAAAGCUUACCCCCUCCCCUUCUCGUCCUCCUCCCCCUCCUGCUCUUUCACUGCUCCCUACCGCUUUUUUCGUCUCCCUGGGGGGAAAUCUCUCCUCAGCUCUUUGUGAAGCCCAUACACACGUGCAACAUCACAGCUGAGUCUGCAGCAACCGUACUACAGCAUCCGCAUCCGGAUUUCACACCAUGGAACGCUUCCUCGGCUUCGUCAAACAGAUCCGCAGGUCCCGAAGACGCAAGGGCAAAAAGUACCGGCCCGAAGAGGAUUAUCACGAGGGCUACGAGGAUGUGUACUACUACGCUUCCGAGCACCUGCACAAUGAGGGGCCUUACACCAAACACUCCAACCCCUCCAGACCUCCAGAUGGAGCGCUGGCUAUCAGAAGACAAAGCAUCCCAGAUGAGUUUAAGGGCUCCAGCAUGGUGGAGCUGAUGAAGAAGGAAGGCACCACCCUGGGCCUGACCGUUUCGGGAGGCAUCGACAAGGACGGCAAGCCACGCGUCUCCAACCUACGGCAGGGCGGAAUCGCAGCCAGGAGCGACCAGCUGAACGUCGGAGACUACAUCAAGUCGGUGAACGGCAUCAACCUGACCAAGUUCCGUCACGAUGAGAUCAUUAGUCUGCUGAAAAACGUAGGCGAGAGAGUCGUACUGGAGGUGGAAUAUGAACUGCCGCCUGUUUCCGUGCAAGGUUCAGGUGUAAUGUUCAAAAAUGUCGAGGUGACGCUACACAAAGAGGGGAACACGUUUGGAUUUGUCAUCAGAGGAGGCGCCCAUGAAGACAGGAACAAAUCUCGCCCUGUUACCAUAACAACGAUCAGACCUGGUGGCCCUGCUGACAGGGAAGGCACUAUCAAACCCGGAGACCGGCUGCUGAGCAUCGACGGUAUCCGUCUGCACGGUACUUCCCACGCAGAGGCAAUGAGCAUCCUCAAGCAGUGCGGCCAGGAAGCAACACUCCUCAUCGAGUAUGACGUGUCCAUCAUGGACUCCAUAGCCAGUGCUUCUGGUCCUCUACUUGUGGAAGUGGCCAAGCCUUUGGGCUCCAGCCUGGGGGUUGCUCUGUCUACCUCCAUGUACUGCAACAAGCAGGUCAUCAUCAUUGACAAGGUCAAGCCAGCCAGCAUCGCUGACAGGUGUGGCGCACUGCAUGCCGGUGAUCAUAUCCUGUCAGUUGAUGGCACUAGCAUGGAGUAUUGCACGCUGGCUGAAGCCACCCAGCUCUUAGCCAGCGCCUGUGAGCAUGUCAAGAUGGAGAUCCUUCCUCAUCACCAGACUAGACUGGCCCUUAAAGCAUCAGAUCAUGUCAAGGUGCAGAGGAGCAACCGGCCAUUGCCCUGGGAGUCCGGCACAAACAACAACAGCAACUUCCUCCCUUACCAGCACUAUAACACCUACCACCCUGACCAGUCCUGCAGCCAGGCCAAGCAGAAAUCUUCUCCAAACAACCCCUCACUAGGCUCAUCUUUCUCACCCACCUCCAUGAGUGCCUACAGCUUGAGCUCCCUCAACAUGAGCACACUGCCUCGCAACAUGUAUCCCACAAGCCCCCGCAGCACACUGAUGAGGCGCAAACUGAAGAAGAAGGACUACAAGAGCUCAUUGUCUCUGGCCUCAAGCACUGUAGGCUUGGCCGGACAGGUGGUCCACACAGAGACCACUGAGGUGACCCUGGUCAGCGACUCCGUCAUGGGAUUUGGAAUUCAGCUCCAGGGAGGGGUGUUUGCCACCGAAACUCUCACUUCUCCUCCUCUUAUCGCUUACAUCGACCACGACAGCCCAGCUGAGAGGUGUGGAGUCUUGCAGAUCGGCGACCGACUCCUGUCCAUCAAUGGGAUUCCCACAGAGGACAGCACAUUGGAGGAGACUAACCAGCUGCUUCGCGACUCCAGCAUCACCAGCAAAGUUACACUGGAGAUUGAGUUUGAUGUAGCAGAGUCUGUUAUCCCAAGCAGUGGCACCUUCCAUGUGAAGCUACCAAAGAAGCCAGGAGUGGAGCUGGGCAUUACUAUCAGCUCCCCAUCUAACAGGAAGCCAGGUGAUUCUCUCAUCAUCUCCGACAUAAAGAAGGGCAGCGUGGCGCACAGGACAGGGACGCUGGAGUUAGGAGACAAGCUUUUGGCCAUCGAUAAUAUCCGCCUGGAUAACUGCUCCAUGGAAGAUGCUGUCCAGAUCCUGCAGCAGUGUGAGGAACUGGUCAAGCUCAAAAUCCGUAAAGACGAGGACAACUCAGGUGUCCUGCGUCUAGGCCAUGUUGAUAUGGACGCCCGUGUGCUGUUGGCCUGUGUUGCAGACGAGCAGGAGAGCUCUGGUGCCAUCAUCUACACUGUGGAGCUGAAGCGCUACGGGGGCCCACUGGGCAUCACCAUCUCAGGCACCGAGGAGCCCUUCGACCCCAUAAUCAUCUCCAGCCUCACCAAGUGCGGCCUGGCUGAGAGGACCGGGGCGAUCCAUGUCGGGGAUCGUAUCCUGGCCAUUAACAAUAACAGUCUGAAGGGGAAACCGCUGAGUGAAGCUAUACACCUGCUUCAGAUGGCUGGAGAGUCUGUUACACUGAAGAUCAAGAAACAGGGAGAACUGGCAAGUCCUAAGCAGCCAUCAGUGACCGGGCAUCUGGGUGAACUGAGUGAUGCAGAGGAUGAGAAUCAGCAGAAGACAGGGAAGCUUUCAGACAUCUACUCCUCCACCAUCCCCAGCGUGGACAGUGCCGUCGAGUCCUGGGACGGCUCGGCUAUAGAUGCCUCCUUCAGCCCUCAGGCCCCAACAGGCUUCCAAGCAUCAGGCUACAGUUUCCACAGCCACGAAUGGAGGAACGCCAAAGUGAGUCGUGGCAGUGUAUCUCCAGGCAGCAGCCAUCAGAAGAGCACCAUCCUGCAGGACCUAGGCCUCAGUGAUGAUGAAUGGGACAAACCCACUGCUAGCGGAGCCGCCACGCUGCCCACUGGCCUUAUUUCAGACAGCAGGUUCACCGUGGGUCACGAUGGCACAGAGCCGGAUCAAGAAGAGAACUUUUGGUCUCAGGCGCUGGAGGACUUGGAGACGUGCGGCCAGUCCGGGAUCCUCCGCGAACUUGAGGACAAGCCAAACAGGCUUCUGACUAAGAGAAACCUGGCCGUCUUGGCCACCAUAAUGUCUGGCAGUACACUGAGUCUGAACCAUGACCCGGCGCCAGCACGGUGCCAACUGGGGAGGCAGGCCAGCUUCCAGGAACGUGGUAGCAACAGGUCGCAGUAUAACCAGGGCAACCGUAGUAACACACUUCCCAGCGACAGUGGACGCAAAGCCUUCGCCAUGAGGAAGAUGCAACAAGAGAUCAAGGACAUUGUGUCCCCAAACCCUGUGGAGCUACACAAGGUGAGUCUGAAUAAAGAGUCAGACCUAGAGGACUUUGGCUUCAGUGUGUCUGAUGGACUCCUGGAGAAGGGGGUCUACGUCAAUAACAUUCGCCCAGGUGGGCCUGCUGAGGUGGCGGGGCUCAAACCCUACGACAGGCUAUUACAGAUCAACCAUGUCCGAACUAGAGACUUUGAUUGCUGCUUGGUGGUUCCUCUGAUUGCUGAAUCAGGGAACAAGCUGGACCUGGUAAUCAGCCGAAACCCAGCCUCAGCCUCGACCUCACCCUCAGAACUGAACCAGCUUCCCGGCGAGGAGCCUGUGGGCUGGACCGACCCAGCCGAGCCCCUCCCUCAGGAGGCGGCCCAACAGAACUCCAGGCUAGUGGGGUCAGAGGGCAGAGACCUCAACAAGACCUUAUAGCAGAACCCCAUCCCUCCAUCCCCAGCACAGGCUAAAGUGCUCCUCAUGGUGCUAAGUGAACUCCUCUCAACACACACCACCCCCUGCUGGAGUGAGCUGGAGCUCUUCUGGCAUAUAGCACACACAGUCUCUUCCCUGAGCCACAGCAUGAGCCACACACUGAGAGGGGUCAUCCCUACACCUGCUGCCUGUGUGUUUACUCCUGUGAAAAUGACACUGGUGAUUAUGGAAGGAGAUCAUACUGACCUCAAGAUCUCAAGAACUGAUCCAGUGCCAUCCCUCAUUUUUAUUGCCAAUAAACAUUUUAAUGGGGGAAAAAAAACUAAGCAAAAGAAGCAAAUGGAAUCUUUAAGACGUUUACACAUGAUUAUGGACUGGCCGCUGUGUGUGUGUGUGUGUGUGUGUGCGUGUGUGUGUGUGUAUAUGUGUUUGAGUAAACAGGAUUUCCUCCUGUGAGUCCCGGGCCAGAACAAUCUCCACAUUCUGUAUUCUGUUUGUUCUAACUUCAGCUGUUCUCCUGGUCUCCUCCAUCUUGCCUCUUGCUCCUUUCUUUUGUAUGUGUGUGUAUGUGUCAUGUAGAUCUCCCUGUAAUUCCUCACAAAGUGAUGCCACGUGAUGUCUCACUCAGCAGGAAAAUCACUCAGCACGAUCUCAGCAACGUGAACCCGAAUUUCCCAAAAUGGUAAAACGCUAGUCAGCCCCGGCGGGUUGGGUGGCACAAUGCAUGAGACCUUUUGUGAACUAUUUUAUAAUGGUAGAAGUGUGAUUGUACAGAACAAAAAAAACACUCAAAAAAGAACAAAACUUCAUUUAAAAAGGUCAUCAUUUGAUUCCUGGGAUAAAUCCAUCCAAAUGGUUGAACCUUAAUGUCAUAUUGAAUUAUAAUCAUUUCACCAUGACAUUAAAGAUGCACCUUAGCUUAGAACUGGACAGAAGUCUAUUUUUAUCCGUCAAGGCAAAUGGUUUAUACUGUUGGUAAAUGAGCAAGUGUGUCGAGCUUGAGUGAUGGAAAAGAUGCAUUCAGCAAUCAGCUUGCCUUACUAUAACGAAGAUGAUCGGGUAGAGAGGGUGUGUUUUGGUUUCUUUAAGUGUGUGGUGCAGGAAGAACGUUCAGGCUUUGUGUUGCUUUUUGGAAAUGUCAAUCGCUAGCACAAAGCAGAGAGACCAAAUAUCUAGUUCAGCGUGUCCCCGAUUCACCUCCUCUCAUGCCUAUUCUGGACAAUGGAGAGCUGGAUCGGUGUCUAUGGGCCUUGAAGUGUUGCUUAGAGGCAGCCCCACAUCAGCCAGACACAUUUCAAGGCAACACAAUGUGUCAGCAUAAAUAUCGAAAUCUUCAUUCCGAACGUGCGUUUUCAGCUGUUUGGAGAAUCUUUUUAACCACCACUCUAAUAUUUAAAAAAAAAAUACAAAAAAAAAAAAAAAAAGCAUGAAGUUGAGUGACGCGAGAAGCCCGACAACAACUUCUAGUCUAUAGUCCUCCCUUGUUUAAGUGAAUAUGAACUUAUACUAAUCUACUGUAUGUGGUACUGGUAUGGUUUUCUAUGUUAAAUGUGUUUUUUUUUUCAGAGGGCAUUAGCCCAAACGGUGUACAAACUAUUUGUAAAGAGAAACGAACAAAAAAAAAAAAAGACAGUGGCACUCGAGUGUUAAAUCAUGUGAGGAUGAGGUUCUGUGUGGCUGAACAUUUCAUAUAUCUAUAUUUAAAAAAAAGCUGUAGCUCUAUUCAGAAAAAUAAAAAACAUUAGAAAAGGUAAAACUACUGCUUAGAGCAGCACAUACUUGUGUGAGUGUGUGAAAUGUGGCUUGUCUGUGCUCACACACUCUUGACUACUCACUAUUUAAAAUGGCACAUGAGCGGUCCAGUCAAACUCCUGGUCAUACCGUCAUCAGGGUGACGCUCCCCUGGCAUUUCUUUACAGACUUUUUGAUUCUGGAGCAACUUUGUUCUGUUUCUUCAGGUACGGGUUCAUUCCCUGAUCUCAUGCACUGGAUUUGAGAUCUUCUGUUGUCCUUUUUGACAUGUCACGAAUUAUAUAAAAUUCUACACCUGUCAUUGUCAAGUGUUUCCUGUAAGCAGUGUGACAUCCAGUACCCGGGGUUUUCCGUGAAGGUUUUCCCACUGUGUUACUGCAAGGAAUCUGUAGUGACAUGCACACGAAUUUAAGUGUUGCCUAAUAUUUUGUUUUGUUUUGUUUUGUUUUUCGUUAAAAACAUUUUUUUUUCAUGUAUAAUCAUUUUAUGUGGAUUUAAGCACUGCCAGUUAAAAUAGUGGGUAUCCAUUUUCACUGUAUGAUGAAUUAAUGACACAAUUUCACUGUUAGGUCCCUGAAAUAUUGUAUUUUUAUUUCUAAUGGACAGGCAUUAUGAGCUGUAAAGUAUUUUUGUACAAAUUUAAUACUUUGUUAGCAUGAUAUUUAUCGUCUAUGUAUAACUUUGGGGAUUCCUACAGCUGUAAACCUUUAUAUGGCCAACGAAAAGAAAAACAAUAAAAAGAUAUACAGAGUGGACUAA